Ooceraea biroi (clonal raider ant) is the source of this 2727-nucleotide messenger RNA. RefSeq names its product acyl-coenzyme A diphosphatase Fitm (gene Fitm). Gene Ontology annotation, cellular component: endoplasmic reticulum membrane. Gene Ontology annotation, biological process: lipid droplet organization; lipid storage; phospholipid biosynthetic process. NCBI's taxonomy places the organism in Eukaryota, Metazoa, Arthropoda, Insecta, Hymenoptera, Formicidae. Gene Ontology annotation, molecular function: coenzyme A diphosphatase activity. The record is from RefSeq and is a predicted model, not a curated record.
ACGGAGCGGACGUCGGAGGAUCUAACCGUACAUCGCGCAUUUCUUUAUUUCGUACAAAACCCCUCCUAUUUCUUUUGCCAGACUUUUUCGCGCUUUCUAAACUUUCUAAAACGAUACAAGCGCGGUAUAUUUGCCGUGAGUGAAGACUAGAGUACCAAGACAGUGGCACGUAUAUCGGACAAAAAAGAAAGCCGAGAUAAAUGGAUCGUGAGAUGUAGAACGUAAUUAAGAGCGGUUAGAAAAACGAGAUUAAUAAUAAUAUUCCUGACGAUCGCACGCACGCGGAGUUAGAAGGGGCGACCAGUGGCUCGAUGCGAUGAUGGCUGACAAGUACGAUUAAAAGUCGGCUACGCGAGCACACGUCACCCCUUUUUUCCGCGUUUUCUGCACGUAGAAGUCCAGUGGUGGUACCUGGGGCAAAGGGCGUCUUAUGGCCGUACGCGGAGUAAUGCCAAGUAGAGAGGAGCGGAGAGGGUCGACCAGCGGAUGACGAGGCAGAUCGCCGUGAAUCCGACAAUCAGGGUGACGGAGCGAGAUUACGGACACCGUCCUCGAAGCACCGAGCGCCUGUUCAUUGUUAAUCCAGAUGCGAUGCCCGUGGGCGAUGCUGUCGGGUAACCUGCACGCGCGCGUCCAGUAAACACGACGACCGACAAGUCAACAGUGACCGUGACAGCCGACGCGAUGGCGACGGGCAAGCGACGGAGCAUCCACGCGUCGUCCGGGAACGCCGCGGGGCCGUCGGGCUACGGCGGUCUCCGCUCGAAUCGGAUGAACUUCCGGCCGAGCUCGACGCAGCAGGAGGACCGCGGCGGCACCCGGCCGACCGCCGCGCCGAGCUCCAUCGGCCUGAUCCUGGUGACGAUGCUGCUGCACGUGUGCAAGAAGUCGCUGCUGUUCGACACGCGGCUCAAGAUCGCCAUCUACGGCGGCACGAUAUUCGCGGUAUCGCUGAUCGCCGACUUCGUCGCGAUGCCGCGCACGUACUUCUCCAGGUCGGACAACGCCCUGAAUCAGUACUUCGUCAAGUGGGGCUGGGGCUGGCUGAUGUCCGUGGUCGUACCCUGGGUCGCCAUGACGGCGCACACGCUCGGCCUCGGCCGCCGGCCGAUCCUGCUGCGUCACCUGGCGCGCGUCUUGCUCGCCACCUUCGCCUGGUUCGCCUGGACCUGGCUCUUCAAUUACGUCGAGACCACCUACGGCCGGUGCCUGAACACCCGCGACGUCCAGCUGCAGAACAAGGCCAAGUGCCUGCAGUCGGGUAGAUUCUGGAGCGGCCUCGACAUAUCCGGUCACACGUUCAUCCUGAUCUACUCCAGCCUGAUCCUCGCCGAGGAGGGCUCCUCCCUCGUCGGCUGGGAGGGCAUCAAGGACCUGGUGAUGCGCGAGGAGCACACCCGCACCACGCCAAACGAGAGCAGCACCGGGCCGCUGCGCAAUCUCUCCGACGGUGACCUAGAGUUCCUGAAGAAGGUGCACGGUACGCUCACGCCGUAUCUGCGCGGUCUCUUUGUAGCGAUGACGUUGCAGCAGCUGCUGUGGGACAUCAUGCUCGUGUCGACGGUGCUCUACUAUCACAUCAUGAUCGAGAAAUUCCUCGGCGGCGUGGCGGCGGUCAUCACCUGGUACGUCACGUAUCAGUGGUGGUUCAAGCUCCCGAAAAUCGGACUGCCAGCGCCUGGCGACGGCCUCUUCAAGUACAAUGAAGUGAGGACGAAUCCGGAGAACACCGCUGCUGGCAACAGCGCCAGGACGAGACGCAGCACUCUGAACGGCAGCAAUCAGCCGAGAUUCAUGGGAAUGCCGAUCAGAACGAUGCAAGAGACGAUGCCAGAGCAGAUUCCGCCGUCGAAUAGGCAAUCGGAUCCCGACGUGCCUAACUCGAGAGCGUGAAAGCGUCGGGCGGUCCUUUUACCACUCGCUUGAGACUCUUAAUCUAUUGGUACUUGAUACAGCGUGGAUUAUUUUGUACAAAUUGAUCGAGUGUUUGGACUGAUACUUCAUUCGUCGAGGCAAUAAGUGCAAUCUUAUAUUUCACGGAAUCCCGUUUUUUGUAAACAAUUAAAAUAAUUCCAUCAAGGGAAAAUACUUAACACGCGCGAUGCCUGAACAUGCUUCAAUCUUCCUUAAUUUUAUAACACAAUUUCAAAAAUCCAAGAGAAGCGCUACACAUAUCGCGUCAUUCAUCGAGUACGUUUCUAAUUUAUUAUGAUCAUUGUGAAUAUAAUUAUGCUUAUAAUUUUAUCAAUUGUAAUAUAAAGAAUGAUCGUUAGAUAGUUAGCUCGGGGUAACACGCAAUCUCCGAUAUCGAAAUACGCAUCCGGAUGAUCCGUUCCCCAUGACCGGUGAGUACAAAGAUCGAAUCAGGCGUACGGAAAAUAACAAAUGAUUUUGAUUUGCAAUAUCCUCCUUGGCUUUCUUCACGUGGGUAAAUAUUUCAUACGAGAUGCGUACACAUAUACAUUAAGAUAUUCUCGAUUUGAGGGUGUGGGUAAUCAAGCUCAUCUAAACGGGAUCAGCUUAUUCGCGCCAUGUUUUACAAUUGCGUUUACAAUUUACAUAAUGAUAAACAGGAGCGUGCAUCCGUCUUUUUACCAUCUCCGCCGUAUGGAUUGUUUGAGAAAAGACACGUUUAUUUAAUCCGUUUAAAAGAUUGGAAUCGGUGUCGAUUUUUAACACUGCUAGAUUUUGUUUUGUAACUUAUAUUUAAUAAAGUCUGUUGUUAAC